This is a messenger RNA of Pan troglodytes (chimpanzee), 895 nucleotides long. It is a transcript of the gene GP9, whose product is annotated as glycoprotein IX platelet. Gene Ontology annotation, molecular function: protein binding. The transcript has 3 exons. The record is from RefSeq and is a predicted model, not a curated record. The coding region runs from base 230 to 763 and encodes 177 amino acids. NCBI's taxonomy places the organism in Eukaryota, Metazoa, Chordata, Mammalia, Primates, Hominidae.
CGGCCACCUCAGCUGCAUCCCAUAGAGUUGCCACCCAGGCCUCAGCCAGGACCUUUCAGGCCAGACAGGAGCACCUGACCAAAGGUUCACAGCCGCCCUCACCACCCGGCCUUCUACGGUGUCCAGAGACAGUUAGCCAGGCCUGGGCUGGGCCACUCCACCUUCCCUAGUCACCAGCUGGUUUCCCAGAGGAGAAGACUGAGACCCGAGAAGGGAGCCAGCCUGUCCCAUGCCCGCCUGGGGAGCCCUGUUACUGCUCUGGGCCACAGCAGAGGCCACCAAGGACUGCCCCAGCCCGUGUACCUGCCGCGCCCUGGAAACCAUGGGGCUGUGGGUGGACUGCAGGGGCCACGGACUCACGGCCCUGCCUGCCCUGCCGGCCCGCACCCGCCACCUUCUGCUGGCCAACAACAGCCUUCAGUCCGUGCCCCCGGGAGCCUUCGACCACCUGCCCCAGCUGCAGACCCUCGAUGUGACGCAGAACCCCUGGCACUGUGACUGCAGCCUCACCUAUCUGCGCCUCUGGCUGGAGGACCGCACGCCCGAGGCCCUGCUGCAGGUCCGCUGUGCCAGUCCCAGCCUCGCUGCCCAUGGCCCGCUGGGCCGUCUGACAGGCUACCAGCUGGGCAGCUGUGGCUGGCAGCUGCAGGCGUCCUGGGUGCGCCCAGGGGUCUUGUGGGACAUAGCGCUGGUCACCGUGGCCGCGCUGGGCCUGGCUCUUCUGGCUGGCCUGCUGUGUGCCACCACAGAGGCCCUGGAUUGAGCCAGGCCCCCAGAACCCCUGGCUCCAGGCCAGGGGGCAGUCCCUGAGGCAGGUCCCCAGACUCCACCAAGCCUGGUCAGCCCAAACCACCAGAAGCCCAAAAUAAACUGGCAGCUCAGCUGUUUUAUAUAA